Molecule: messenger RNA, 2626 nt
Organism: Cryptotermes secundus
Lineage: Eukaryota; Metazoa; Arthropoda; Insecta; Blattodea; Kalotermitidae
Product: zinc finger protein OZF
Exons: 1
Coding region: 530-2143 (537 amino acids)
Cellular component (GO): nucleus
Source: RefSeq, a predicted model, not a curated record
AGGAGAUUCUUGGUAUCGUCCUUUGUUCAUGGCGUGCUGUGUUGUAUUUAAAAUUUCAAUAGUCACUGGACGGAGUUGUUUUGUCUUUGUAAUUUGUUAGUGCAAUGGACCAGAAUGAAACAGAUCAAAUUUAGCAUUUAUUAUUGUUUCAUUUUGAUAUGCUAUCCAGACCAUUAUAGAGAUACAUAUUUGUGUUUGUCCUGUGUAGUUAGUGGCCUUACGAUUGGCUGAUCCCCUGUCCAAGGAGUCCUACUGACUGUGAUUAGGCUCAAGAAGCUGAAGAAGUAGCCACAGUCUAACAAAGUGAUCUAGAACCAUGAUGAUGACAAAUGCAUAAUACCUUUUAAUUCUGUAAUUUAUUAUGCAGUAGUAGUGUAGCUUGACUUUUAUUCACCCAGUCACCCAUACAUUCUAACGGACACCUAUGGAUGCACACACCCCUGCUCUCUCUGUCUCUUUCCCCCCUCUCUGCCCUCCUCCUACCUGUUUAACCUCUCUGUGGUCAUGAGUUUCAAAAUUAUUUCUCCUCAUGGGAGGGUUUUUCAGGUUAUUUCCUCUUGUUUCGCAGAGUACUGUGAACGAACUUCAACCUGUAUGGAGUGCAGAGUGGCGAUAUUCCUGUGAUAAGUGUGAUAAAUCAUUCACUCAACAGUGUAAUCUGAGGGCUCAUCAGUGCAACACACAUCAACACAUACAUAGUAGGGAGAGGCCAUUUUGCUGUGAUGUAUGCAAUAAGUCAUUCAGUCAGCGGAGCCAACUGAAGACGCAUCAACAGCUACACAGUGGUGAGCGGCCGUUUUGCUGUAACGUGUGUAAUAAGUCAUUCGGUCGGCGGGGUAGUCUGAAAGUACAUCAACGGCUACAUAGUGGUGAGCAGCCGUUUUGCUGUAAUGUGUGUAAUAAGUCAUUCAGUCGGCGGGGUAAUCUGGAAGUACAUCAACGGCUACAUAGUGGUGAACGGCCAUUUUGCUGUGAUGUGUGUAAUAAAUCAUACAGUGAUAGGAGUAAUCUGAGGAAUCAUCUGCGCAUACAUAGUGGUGAGCGGCCGUUUUGCUGCGAUGUGUGUAAUAAAUCAUACAUUGAUAGGAGGAAUCUGAGGACGCAUCUGCGCAUACAUGGUGGUGAACGGCCGUUUUGCUGUAACUUGUGUAAUAAGUCAUUCAGUCAGCGGAGUACACUGAAGACACAUCAAAGGCUACAUAGUGGUGAGCGGCCGUUUUGCUGUAACUUGUGUAAUAAGUCAUUCAGUCAGCGGAGUACACUGAAGACACAUCAAAGGCUACAUAGUGGUGAGCGGCCAUUUUGCUGUGAUGUGUGUAAUAAAUCAUACGGUGAUAGGAGUAAUAUGAGGGAUCAUCUGCGCACACAUAGUGGUGAGCGGCCGUUUUGCUGCGAUGUGUGUAAUAAAUCAUUCAGUCAUCAGAGUAGUCUGAGGAAGCAUCUGCACAUACAUAGUGGUGAGCGGCCGUUUUGCUGUAACUUGUGUAAUAAAUCUUUCAGUCAGCGGGGUAAUCUGAAAGUACAUCAACAGCUACAUAGUGGUGAGCGGCCAUUUUGCUGUGAUGUGUCUAAUAAGUCAUUCAGUCAGCAGAGCCUUCUGAAGACACAUCAACAGCUACAAAGUGGUGAGCGGCCGUUUUGUUGUAACGUGUGUAAUAAGUCAUUCACUCAGUGGCGCCUUCUGAAGACACAUCAACAGCUACACAGUGGUGAGCGGCCGUUUUGCCGUAACGUGUGUAAUAAGUCAUUCAGUCAGCAGGGUAGUCUGAAAGAACAUCAACGGCUACAUAGUGGUGAGCGACCAUUUUGCUGUGAUGUGUGUAAUAAAUCAUUCGUUAAUCGGAGUAAUCUGAGGAGGCACCUGCGCAUACAUAGUGGAGAGCGGCCAUUCUGCUGUAACGUGUGUAAUAAGUCAUUCAGUCGCCUGGGUGGUUUGAAGACACAUCAUCAGCUACACAGUGGUGAGCGGCCGUUUUGCUGUAAUGUGUAUAAUAAAGCAUUCAGUUGGCGGGGUAAUCUGGAAGUACAUCAACGGCUACAUAGUGGUGAGCGUCCAUUUUGCUGUGAUGUGUGUAAUAAAUCAUACGGUGAUAAGAGUAGUCUGAGGAAGCAUCUGCGCAUGCAUAGUGCUGAGCAGGCAUAGAGCUGUGUGGUGUGUAAUAAGUUGUUUGCUCAUCAGAGCCAUCUGGAGACACAUCGAGUGGCACGUAGUGAUGGGUGUAUUACAUCAUAGAGCAGUAGAGGUGGGUUUGAACUAAAGGACCAGCAUGUGAGUUGUAGCUUUCUGCUCAUGACACAGUUUUCUCUCUGUUGUGUGCUGUGUGUUUGUAGAGUGCUAUGAGUUAUUGCAGGUGCUAACAUUUCCAACUGACUAGGGAAAUCAAUUGCACCCCACACUACAAAAGGUCAGUGCAUUCCGCAUUUGUUUGCUACUGAUUGCUGAUCCAUACAAGCCCCUGUCUGUUUAAGAGUAAACAGAUAUGACAUGAUCUCCCACAGUUAUAUUGUUUGCUUCAAUUGUUGAAGUGUAGUAGUGCAUAGUUAAUGAAACUGAUUGAGAAUGUGUAAAUGAUUCUGCAGCAUUAUUUAUGAUGACCUCUUGAAAGUUGAAACAUGUAGGGGAACA